UAGUCUAUGGAGUUACGAGCUUAUUUGGAGGUUGGAGUGUUUACUAGCCUGAUGACUGUAGGGAAGAAGCUGUUUCUGAACCUGGACGGUGCAGUGAGUACAAGAAUGUCAAAGCCGAUAGGUCUGAGCUGCAGGUGAUGGGGGGAAUGUUUCUCAAACCAUUUCUUUUUAUUAAAGUUUUGAAACUUUUCUGCAAAUUCCCAUCUUUCCUCAGCAUUCUUAUUUCAGAUCAAACCGUUCCCUCAUUUUGUCAAGGAAGGAACUGCAGAUGCUGGUUUACACCAAAGAUAAGACACAACAUGCUGGAGUAGCUCAGCGGGACAGGCAGCAUCUCCGGAAAGAAGGGAUGGGUGUGAAGAAGGGUCUCGACCUGAAAAUGUCACCCAUUCCUUCUCUCCGGCAUAAUCCAGCUCCAUACUCCAGCAUUCAUGCCUGCUUGGGUGCAGUUGGCUUGUCUGGCAUGCAAUGUUUUCUAAAGAGAUCAGAUUAGAUUAGUUUAGAGGUACAGCGCGGAAACGGGCCCUUCGGCCCACCGAGUUCACACCGACCCCCAGUAGCAUUGUCCGGGGGUGGGAGAUUGUAACCUUCACGUGGUCCGCCCUGUUUCGACGAAUGCAAUCAACCUGGUGUGCACAAUCAAAUAAGAUCAAACAGAACAAGUUGUCCUCCAACUUGUUACAGUGCACGCCAUACGCAAGAAGAAGAAGCAUUGACCUAUGCACAUGGGACAAUAUAUUGGAAUGUGGGAGGAAACCGGAGCACCUGGAGAAAACCCACGCAGGUCAUGGGAAGAACGUACAAACGCUCUACAGACAGCACCGGUAGUCAGGAUCGAACCCGGGUCUCUGGCGCUGUCGGGCAGCAACUCUACAGUUGCGCCACUGUGCUGAGAUGACAUAAGACAUUUAACGGAGAGCACAGUGUUUGCAGAAUAAGAAUGAACUGCAUCGAAUGUGGUUGCAACAUCGCUGUGGGUUGAACAGUGCUGUGUCCAGCUGGGAGUGGCGAGAAAUUAAUUGAAUUCGGGAAUCAUGAUCUGGAAAGUGUUGGUCGGGUUGUUUAUUGGCAGGUGAACCUAACAACUGGAAUAUUUCUCCUGCAACGUCCUUCCCUUCCGAACAGCUUGAAGUUGAUAGAAUCCGUUUAUUCCAUUGUAUCCACAUGGAGGCACCUGUUCAAAUUCACAGGCAGAGCACACUGCACUGUUGACGUGUGAAAACACUUUGAAGGGUUAAAAUCACAAUCAAACUUACCACCAAUGAACCUGCCGAAAAUAACACCGUUGCUUCAUUGAUAACAUGGAUAGAAUUGGUCGAAAUUGUGCUUUGAUAUUUGCAUAGGAAACUCAUGGACAUGUUCAGCCUCUGAAUGAGGAUUGAAUUACACAAUUUGAAAUUAUUUUGAGAAGAAUGAGAACUGGAAUUGUUUAAAGAAUGUGUCCCUGUUCUUGCUUAUAUAUUUUACACAUCUACGGUUCACGAAAUCAAAGUAUGUGUAUCCCUUUCACAAGACGUUGCUUCAGGCACGCCGUUUGGUUUGUUCUGAUGUCCCUGUUCUUCAGACUGACUAAUACCCUUAUAACGCUUCUUCACGCCGACUGAUAGGAACUGCCGCGAGUCAAAUCCUGAUGAACAGAACGGUGUGCGAGGUGCCUCGGUUUUAAUUGAACCAAUAAUCUGUAGUCAGGCUAGUCUUCACAAUCAGGCUGGCAUUUAGCAGAAGGGUUUUAAAUUUAAAAAAAAAUUUAGGCGAUGCAUUUCACAUGUUGCGGGUUAAUCGCAGCUUGGUUUAUGCCCCGGGCAGACACUAAAUCGUUAACCCUUGCACCCUGGAUUUUGCCUUCAUUCCAGUGCUUCCUGUUUACUGCUUGGUUGCUAGCCACUGACAUCACUGUCUCCACCUCUCCCAAUCAAUCUCUCAUACAGAGAGCGAGAGACACACACGCACGCAUUCAUAGGCUGAGCAGCAGUAUUAGAAAGACAAGGAGCGCCGAGGUAGUGAGGCAGCAUGCACAGGCUUUCUACAACUCAAUGUAUAUGAGCAGCCUAGCCCAGCGCUGGAGACUCGGCUGCGCUGUGUAACAGAGAGGGCACCUUAUAUUCGCUGCUCUGUCCCCACUUCAAGAUUCAGGGUGGCUUUUCCCCCUCUCUCUCUCUUCCCCCCCUGUUUCUUUACCUCUUACUUCCCCCCUUCUGCCGACUGCUGUGUUUGAAAAGGGUCGCAUGCAUGACAGUCCGAAAAGGAGAGAAAAUGGCCAUAAGCAUUCAGGAGCAUAUGGCUAUCGACGUCUGCCCGGGUCCCAUCAAACCUAUUAAACAAAUCUCUGAUUACUUCCCUCGUUUUCCUCGUGGUCUCCCCUCGGCCGUGAACCGCAACAACUCUAUGCAUUCCACCGUCAGCCAGCCCCCAGUCACCCAGUCCGAGGCUAGGAAGGAGGAGGAUGAUGUGGACAAAUUAUUUGGGGCUUAUGGAACCGCAUCAGCUGCACCUGCCAAAACUGAGGAGGAAAUUGACAUCGAUGGCUAUGAAUCCGAUGACUCCACAUCCCUGGGUACAUUAGAUUUCAGUUUGCUGUACGACCAAGAGAACAAUGCCCUCCACUGCUCAAUAAAUAAAGCCAAGGGCCUGAAGUCAAUGGACCACAGCGGGCUUGCCGAUCCAUAUGUCAAAUUGCAUUUGCUCCCAGGCGCCAGUAAGGCGAACAAACUGAGGACAAAGACUUUGCGCAAUACUUUGAAUCCAGUCUGGAACGAGACUCUCACUUACUAUGGAAUCACUGAUGAGGACAUGGUACGAAAGACAUUAAGAGUCUCAGUUUGUGAUGAAGAUAAAUUCCGUCAUAACGAGUUUAUUGGCGAGACCAGAAUUCCGCUGAAAAAGCUAAAGCCAAAUCAAACGAAGAAUUUCAACAUAUGCCUGGAGAAGCAACUGCCAAUAGAUAAAACAGAAGACAAGUCACUGGAGGAGCGUGGCCGUAUUCUCAUUUCUUUGAAGUACAGCUCUCCGAAGUCUGGGCUUGUUGUCGGCAUAGCGCGAUGUGCACAUUUAGCAGCGAUGGAUGCAAAUGGCUACUCAGACCCUUAUGUGAAAAUAUAUUUGAAGCCAGACGCUGACAAGAAAUCAAAGCAUAAGACAGCUGUCAAAAAGAAAACCCUUAAUCCAGAAUUUAAUGAGGAAUUUUUCUACGAGAUCAAGCAAGCGGAUUUGUCUAAGAAAACUCUGGAAGUAACUGUGUGGGAUUACGACAUUGGAAAAUCAAAUGAUUUCAUCGGUGGGGUGACACUUGGAAUCAAUGCUAAAGGCGAACGUUUAAAGCAUUGGUUUGACUGUUUGAAGAGCAAGGACAAGAAAAUAGAACGCUGGCACACGUUGACAAAUGAACUCCCGGGGUCUAUCCUCAGUGAUUGAUGCCAGCUGCCCGGCGGUGAUCUUGCCCCUGCAUCGUGGCAUAGGACAAGUGAGGUUCUGUCUGAGAGUGAGUGCCACAGAAAGGUCGGGCCUUUUGCACUUUUCUUUUCAGAAACGAGUUCCUCUAGGCCUCUUCACGGAUACCUAACUUUGCCUGGUAAUCUUGUGGCUUACAUAUUGGCUUACGUACAUGUUUACAUGCAUUUGUGUAUCUGAGCACUGGCGAUAAAUUUCAGAGGAGUCCCUUUGGAUAAUUUUUUUAUAAUUAAUUUAGCACCAGGAAUUAUCCGCUUUUGAUGGCUGAUACUUUUAGCGACCCAGACCAAGCAAAUUAUUUUUAUGUUUUUGAAGUAUUUAAAUGUUAUUAGGGCAAGCGAAACAUGUCUGGAGUACUUAAAUAUAGAUUUCCUCUCUACUACAGACAGACGAACCAGUUCGAGAAAAAGUUGCACAAAGGAACUGAUCUUGUCUUAAACCUAGUCAUAUUUUGGAGUAAUAUAGUACUUUUGAUACAGUACUGGAGAAUGGUGGCCUUGAUAGUGGCCAAUUCUCCAUAAGUUUCAAUUAAAGUAGUGAAAGUACACAUAGCUUUUCAUUAUCCAGAAGAACACAUUCACAAGACCAAAACCGAGCUUUAAGAAUGGCGUACGUAUAAUAAAUGUAACACGCUUCUCAUGUCAAUUGUCUUCUUUCCAUCAAUGGAAUUGGAAAACGCAUGGUGUAUGUAUGUCACCCUUCGGCAGUGGAGGCAUAGGUUUCAAUGGAGCACAGGAGGUGAAUUAUUCACUGUGGUCCUAACGAAGCGUUUCACUAUUCAGAAGUCAUCUCAAUAAAUCUCGCAUCCGGUAGAAAUCAAAGAAAUAAGGCAGUUCUCAGUUAACUGUGCUGCACUGCAAACCCGGAGUCAAAUGAGAAGAGAUGAGAAGUGUUAGCAAAGUUGUUAACCAUCUGAAAAAUAACCAGGUUCCAUAUCUGUAGGACCUGGUAGAAGAUGUGGGGCUAACUAACUAUCCCAUUUGAAAAGGCAGUUCAGAAAUGCAAAGGAAAUAAUCUCCUUCUAAAAUUUAGGAUAAUCUCCUAAUAAUCUCCUUCUAAAAUUAAAAUAAUUACCGAUCAAUACCAUCCUCAAGUCAGGAGAACCUCUGAAGAAGUUCUCAACCCGAAACGUCACCUGUUCCUUUUCUCCAGAGAUGCCGACUGACCCGCUGAGUUACUCCAGCUUUUUGUGUCAAUCUUUGGUUUAAACCAGCAUCUGCAGUUCCUUCCUGCACGAACCUCCUCCAUAUUUGGUACAGAGCACAGAAUAUCUCGAACAGCUUAAAUUAACCAGUCCUCGUGUAUUUUUUAUUAAAUAUUCGCUCGCGCAAUAUCGCUAAAGUUAUCCACCAGUUACAUCCUCAUGAAGACUACCUGGAAAAGCUGGCCCACCACAACAUCCCAAAAGAUGCUUUAAUCUCAAAAAGGCCCACACAAACUGUACCAUAUAUAUGGAAAUAGCAUUGAUAUUUUAUCUUUUCACAUCCUCGGGCCCUAUCGAGAAACACUUUGCAACAAAUGACCUGCUUUUUGCGCAGACCCUUUGAAUGACAUGGCAUUUCUUUUCAAAUUGAACCCUGGGGCAACCUCCAGAAAAUCUUCGCUUUUGAGACCUUAUUUCUGCUACUUUGGCCCUUGCCCCGUCCUACCUCCCAAAUCCAAACUAAUUUCCACCCAAGAUGUCACUAACAUUUAUAGAGAGAAAAUAAAAGUUACAGUUGAGACGCCAGCCCAACCUUACAGGGAAGCAGUAAAUCUAGCAUCAGGCUCGACAUAUUAAUUUCUGAACUGACAUGUUUUAAAAACAUCACUCCCAAUAAUUCCAAAUAUUUGGACUUUUUUAAAAGUAUCUACUUAAUAAUAAAACUACGUUGAAUGUGCAGAACUCAGUUUGACAAUGAACUCUUGUACACUUUAUAUGAAUCUGAAUUUUGUAUGGAUUUCAAUUAAUGUGCAUGGAGCUUAUUUGGCUGCUAUUAUUGUAUUAACUUGCAAAGCAACAAGCAACAAACAUUCCAGUUUGAAACUAUAUUGUGGGUAUGAUAGCCAACAAGAUGUUUCGAGUAUUGCUAGCAAGAUUACACUCUGCAUGAAGUGUUAACUUCCUAAUGCCUUGAGGAUAUUUGGCAGUUGAUCAUUUAUUUUCUGUGAAUGAGCCUUGCACUACAUGUUAUUGUUAUAUAAUAAACAUUAUCUAUUUUAUUAUUUUGCAUGGUUCAUAACCAUUCAACCUUACUUCAAGAGGAAGGGAUAAAUGUUAUGCCAAAGGUCCUUUUUGACUCUGUCUUCUUACUGUCUACAUGGUUCCUAAACUGACCUCAGUUUUACAUCUCAAUUUACCCUUGUAUGGAACAAGUGAUCAUGUGAUUACAACAAUAAAUCUUCUCUCUGAAA
Leucoraja erinaceus (little skate) is the source of this 5838-nucleotide messenger RNA. RefSeq names its product double C2-like domains, beta (gene doc2b). Bases 2227 to 3408 code for a protein of 393 amino acids. The record is from RefSeq and is a predicted model, not a curated record. Gene Ontology annotation, cellular component: membrane. The transcript has 9 exons. Lineage: Eukaryota; Metazoa; Chordata; Chondrichthyes; Rajiformes; Rajidae.